GAGUACAAACCACCUGUGAGAGAAGAGCAGCAUACACCUUGGCGUGUUCGCGUCGUUCAGCGUCAGUUUAGCUGUAUCUGUUAGAGAGUUCAGAUCCACGCAUACCUUCGAAAUCGCAACAAGAUGGCGCCAAAUGUCAAAUUAGCAGAAAAAAGGAACAAUACCGAAUUGGAUUCUUCGGCGGUUAUCGACGACAAUACCAACAGCCAAGGCAAGCCGCGAAGUAAGUGGACUAAGAAGAGGCAGUCACCGAGUUUUAAAAAAUCUAUUAUUCACCGAGUAUUGGUGAAUAAGGAAGCUAGAUCGAAAAUCUGCCUCGAGUUCGACCUAGCAGAAUCAACACUACGAGGGUGGCUUGAUUCCCCGCUCGCCCAAGAGGUUCUUGAAGAGGUAGGCAUCUCCAAGCCAAGCGUCGAAAAACCAACUAUUGCCAGUGCUGUAGAUGUGUCAUCCCCACCACCACCAUCGUGCCUCUCGGAGCGAUUCGGAUCUGUGGCCAAUAUGCCGCUUAAUUCGAUACUGGGAUACUGUUCUAAGCUGUUAGAUCAGUUUUUAAUGGAUCCCAGUAGUAUCGACACCGAGAAGCUCAUCUACCUGGAGCGAAGGUUGCAGUCCGAGAUGUCGAAGACUGAAGUUCUGGAGCUUCUAAAAUUUUUAGAAGAUAUGGACGCGGCGAAGAUCCAGCGAGCAGCUGAGGCAGCGAUAAGAUGCCAUCAGCGAUCACAAAGAGAGCCGCAAUGAUAGUCAUUUGUGUUAACAAUAAUGAAACCUUAUAAUGGUGGCUGUAAGUCAUUAUUUUAAGAGUUUAAAAUAAGGCUUGUGAGGCAAACAAAAUUAUAGCAGCCGUAAGGGCGGCUACGCAUUACCCACAAGUGAAGUAGCGUCACGGAGGGCACAUAAGGAGGC
Molecule: messenger RNA, 906 nt
Organism: Nasonia vitripennis (jewel wasp)
Lineage: Eukaryota; Metazoa; Arthropoda; Insecta; Hymenoptera; Pteromalidae
Exons: 2
Coding region: 124-741 (205 amino acids)
Source: RefSeq, a predicted model, not a curated record